Molecule: messenger RNA, 3456 nt
Organism: Penicillium malachiteum
Lineage: Eukaryota; Fungi; Ascomycota; Eurotiomycetes; Eurotiales; Aspergillaceae
Product: telomerase reverse transcriptase
Exons: 6
Coding region: 1-3456 (1151 amino acids)
Biological process (GO): telomere maintenance via telomerase
Cellular component (GO): telomerase catalytic core complex
Molecular function (GO): telomeric repeat DNA binding; telomerase RNA binding
Source: RefSeq, a predicted model, not a curated record
AUGGGCAAAAAUAGAAAGAGAUCCCGGAAGACCGAGCACAAGCCCGCGUCGCAGACCAGUAUCACCACAGGUCGUUUCAAAUCCUCCUACCCCAUUGCGCAAGACAGCCACACAACACACCCGGUGAUUUCCCUGUAUUACCGUCAAGUUCUCUCACUACGACAAUACCUCUUGAACCAGCUACCCACUACCUCUAAACUACGGCGAAGACGCAUCACAUCCUUGCGCUCCUCAUCCGAUCGCAGAGUCCUAAAGGAAUCAUCACCAACUGUCCAAUCUGAGCGCCAGAAAGAAUAUCGGGCCUCAACCCAGUCCCAAUCGCGGUCGGUCCUGGUCAGCACUGACACGGGGCCGACCUCUCCUCAAUCCGAAGUAGUCGAUUUUGUGAUCGGUCAGUUGUUCAAACGUCAUAAAAAGCCGGAACAUGUUCUGACUCAUGGAUUCCAACGUCCUUUUAUGGGAAAUAAUGCCAUCAAAAGUAAUAUUCCCGGAGUCGUGGUUCAAUUUCCAAAUGAGAAUGUUUCUACUCUGAAGGAAUCACCAUGGACGGAAGUCUUGAGUCUAUUGGGCCAGAAUGGGGAUGAAAUCAUGCUGCGACUGCUGUUUGACUGUGGAAUAUUUGCACCCAUAAAUGCCCACAAGGGUAGCUACUACCAAUUGAGUGGUCUUCCAAUCUCAACUCUUGAAAUCGUUCAUGAAUCCGGCGCUAGGCCCAAGGAGCCAGCCACAGCUGUAGAAGCCUCCCAAAAGAGCAAACGAGAUAAUCGCUCAAGUGAGGCUCGUCGUCCCAACAGCAUUAUCUUUCUGCGACGAAGUAUGCUCUAUAGUAGACAUGCAUCUUGGUCAAACGGGAAACUGCUCGUUGGCCUGGGCAAGAACCACGUUCUCAACCGGUUUGAAGACUUGAAUUCGGCAGCGCAAACCAUUCAUGUGACAAUGUACAUGUUUCCACGUCAAUUCAGUCUUCGUAAUGUGUUUAUCCCUCCUGAAGACGCCAAUGAACAAUUUACAAGCACUGGUAAUGCGCGUCGUGAAGAUGAGAUCUUUGCCGAUGACAAGGAUAGAAAGACCCCCAAACGGCUUCGAGGGCUAGCCACAGACCUGACUCAAAGGCUUCGAGUCCGUCAUUCUAGAUGCUCAUAUCAUGAAUUACUGAAACACUACUGUCCCACCGAGUCAAAUGGACCGUGGAAACUUGAAACGGUGGUAUCACCCACCGGCAGUCAAGAUAAAAACCAUAUUGAUUCAUCUAGUGGAAAUAUGAUCACUCAACUGCAGAUGAAGUCGCCUGAAUCAAAGCCCAUCGAUCCCAAAGUGAAUAAACUGGGAGCUGAGAGUCGAGUACAGGAACCCAAGGUUACCCUCACCGACCACGCCACCCCAGCUUCUUCAGUGUCAGCCUUCUGUCGAGCCGUUUUAUUGAAGUUGAUUCCUCCCAAGUUCUUUGGUGAAGGUCCAGAUGGUGUGCUCAACCGGAGCAUCAUAAUGAAGCACGUGGACUCCUUCAUCAAACUGCGUCGAUUUGAGAGUCUUAGUUUGCACGAGGUCUGCAAAGGGUUGAAGGUUGCCAGUAUUUCCUGGCUUGCCUCCCCAAACCUUUGUGAUUCGACCGGCAAAACCAAGGCCAAAAUGGCACUUUCUGAUUUCAAGAAACGCACGGAGAUACUUCAUGAAUUCGUGUAUUACAUCUUCGACUCAAUACUCAUUCCUCUCGUUCGAGCAAACUUCUACGUAACCGAGUCUCAGACGCAUCGCAACCGUCUCUUCUACUUCCGCCAUGAUGUAUGGCAACGUCUAACCAAGCAACCAUUGGCGGAUCUGAAGAAGAAAAUGUUCGAAGAAAUCGAAACAAGUCGAGCUCAGACUCUGCUCGCACGACGGUCCCUCGGGUUUGGCUCUUUGCGCCUGCUUCCCAAGUCCACGGGUAUCCGGCCGAUUCUCAACCUACGAAGACGAACACUGAAGGAAUUUCGGGGCGGGAAAAAGGGAACUUACCUUGCAGCAAGUAUCAACUCCAGUCUCAAUCCGAUCAAGGACAUGCUUUCGUAUGAGCGGAAACGAGCGCCGGAGAAGUUUGGCUCAUCACUACAAUUUGUUGGAGAUAUUCAUCUUCGAUUGCGCGACUUUAAGAAAAAGUUGAUGGCGCGUAUCUCUGGACCUAAACCCAGUCGUCUGCCUCAGCUAUUCUUUGUGAAGCUGGAUAUCCAAGGAUGUUUCGAUACCAUCCCCCAGAAACCACUCUUGGAGUUGAUAGAAGAGCUGGUGUCAGAAGCUACCUAUCACGUCGCCAAACAUGUGGAAAUGACUCCAUCUGCCUUCGACGCACGAGGUAAACCGAUGCGCAAAUACGUUGGACGUGCAGCGCCAAUUCUGAAGCAGCAGGCCAUAUCAAAAAUCAAGUCUGAGGAGGCGCAAGGCGGAAAAGCAAAGACAGUUUACAUUGACACCAUUAAUCAAAAACUCCAGAGCGCCGAUGAUCUUCUUGACCUUCUUCACGAGCAUGUGCGCAACAACCUUGUCAAGAUGGGCAAGACAUACCUCCGUCAACGGAGUGGUAUUCCACAAGGAUCCGUUCUAUCCAAUCUCCUUUGCAACUUUUUCUACGCCCAACUCGAAGAGGAAAAGCUAGGCUUCCUGCGCCCCGAUGACUCCGUACUUCUACGACUUGUCGACGACUUUCUACUCGUCACAACAGACGUGAACCAAGCCAUGGAAUUCCUCCAAGUGAUGAUCCCUGGACUACCAUCCUACGGCGUGUCAGUCAACUCAACCAAGAGUUUAGCAAAUUUCACCGCCGCAGUAAACGGAACUCACAUUCCUCGACUGGAGGGAUCCUCACUUUUCCCAUACUGCGGUAUGCUCAUCGACACGCACACGCUAGAAAUCAAUCGCGACCACAAUCGCCUCUUAGAAGGCGGUGAUUCUGCAGCGGCGACAAUAUCAGAUACAUUAACCGUUGAGACAAGUCAUAAUGCCGGACGAGUAUUCCGUCGCAAGGUACUCGGACCAUUCCGUCUUCAAAUCCACCCGAUGUAUCUCGACGAUGCGCAUAAUUCCCGUGCUGUGGUUCUUGUAAAUUUGCAUACCAGUUUCAUCACGGCCGCUAUGAAAAUGUACCGAUACAUGAGAUCUCUCCGUGGUCGUAACCACCCUACAACAUCUAUCAUCACGCAAACCAUCCAUGAUCUGAUUCGUCAGACUUUCACUGUUAUCCAUGUUCGACGAUGUUCAACUUCGGCACCCGUGUCAUGUUUUGUUCAGCUGCGCCAUAUUCAGUUUGUGGCUGCUGCGGCAUUUCGGUUUGUGUUGAACCGCAAACAAACUCGGUAUGCAGCUGUGUUGAAGUGGUUGGAUACAUUAGGAAGGGAAUCACGGCCCACGUCAAAUGCGGAAGCCCUCCGGUUCCAACAAGUUGUUAAGACGGGGAAUGCUUUUUUUACAGAAUGGAGAUUUUAA